AUGAUCUCCAAAUCGGCCGCAUCAUCAUCCUCUUCCUUAAUGAAAAAGAUUGUAAUUUUAACUGGGGCUAGCGAUGGCUUGGGAAAGGGUGCUGUCAAGCAUUUACUUUCCGAUUAUUCCAAUCCUUCGGUUCAUGUAAUAAUGGCAUGUCGUUCCGAAGAAAAGGCUUUGAAUGCUAUCAAAGAUAUUGAAAAUGAAUUGAGUACGAUCAAGGGAAGUGCAUCUUCUGAAAAUCUCUGUAAGGGAAGUAUGGAGUUUAUGAAAUUGGAUUUAUCGGAUUUGGAAAGUGUGAAAGACUUUGCCAAGAAAUUCCUUGAAAAAAACUUACCACUGCAUGCAUUGGUGUGUAAUGCUGGGUGUUGGAGUUCAAAUGAACGCAAAACAACCAAGCAAGGUUUUGAAAUGAGCUAUGGAACCAACCAUUUAGGUCACUUUCUAUUGGUUCAUCUCCUCCUCGAUAAGCUCAAAGAAAGUGCUCCUUCUCGAGUUGUCAUUGUCGCAUCUGGUCUCCAUAAACGAGGCAAAAUUCAAGACCUGUUACAAGAUCCUAAUUUUGAACACGUUUCCAAAUUCUCUGGAAAUCAAGCUUACAAUAAUUCGAAAUUGGCCAAUGUUCUUUUUGCCUAUGGUUUAGUUCGAAGAUUGACUCAACAAGCGUCCUCGUCGAACCACAAUCUUCCCCAAUGCGGAGUAAGUGUUUAUGCAUUGCAUCCAGGAGUGGUCAGUACUUCAUUAUUGAGAGAGGCCUUCCCUUCAUGGAUCAAACCAUUGACAUCAUUGCUUUUCCAAACGCCAGAAUAUGCAAGUGGAUGUAUUUCGUAUCAUGCUAUGGAUGAGAAGCAAGAAGGAGUCUAUGGAAUGAAGUUUUAUGAUCAAUGGAAGGAAAAGAAGAGUUUGAAUGACACUUAUUCGGAAAAGUAUCAGGAUCGAUUGUGGGAAUUGACCAUGUCUCAAUUGGCACCUUAUUUAAAUUGA
This is a messenger RNA of Naegleria lovaniensis, 975 nucleotides long. RefSeq lists its product as uncharacterized. NCBI's taxonomy places the organism in Eukaryota, Heterolobosea, Eutetramitea, Acrasida, Naegleriidae. The transcript is spliced from 2 exons. The coding region runs from base 1 to 975 and encodes 324 amino acids. The record is from RefSeq and is a predicted model, not a curated record.